Messenger RNA from Peromyscus leucopus (white-footed mouse), 10451 nucleotides. It is a transcript of the gene Galr1, whose product is annotated as galanin receptor 1. Gene Ontology annotation, biological process: G protein-coupled receptor signaling pathway; negative regulation of adenylate cyclase activity; positive regulation of cytosolic calcium ion concentration. Gene Ontology annotation, molecular function: galanin receptor activity. The transcript has 3 exons. The record is from RefSeq and is a predicted model, not a curated record. Bases 1610 to 2656 code for a protein of 348 amino acids. Gene Ontology annotation, cellular component: membrane. Lineage: Eukaryota; Metazoa; Chordata; Mammalia; Rodentia; Cricetidae.
AGAACUAGCAGGUAUGCAAUGCACAGCAGAAGGGCAUCCCAAGCCGCAUGGAAGAAGAGAGCUGGCCAGGGCGAGAAAUGAGGUCGCACUUGUCCGCAGACUCCCCAAGGUAAAGCAGCUCCGGCCUCACCAUUGUGCCCACUUUCCUGAAGCCCUGGACUGUGCCACUUGCCAAUCUCCUGGGCACAGAGCUUCUCCAGGAACACCCUGCCUUACCCUUCUGUGCUUACUCUUCCUUGGGCCUUGGGUCCAGCGGUCAUGGUCACUCACACGCUGGAGGACGCUGGCAUAUUUGAAAGUGAUGUAGUUACUCCCUACUUACACUGAGUACAUGCAAAGGCAGGUUUUUCUUUAGAUGCGUGCUACCAGAUAAUCAGCUGUUUCUCGUUGGUGUGCCCUGGUUUCAGCAGUGGUGGACGUUCCACGCACUCACAUGACUCUUUACAAACCCAGCAUUGUCAAGGCUUCCGUUUGUGUCACUCAGAUGAGUAAUGUCUGGUGGAAAUGAUUGAUCCCCGAGGUGAGCGCAGGACAGGCUCUUAAUGAAAACUCAGGCAGGCGGUGCUUCUUUCAUCCCUCCCUAGCUUGUGACUGGAUGAGGGAGGGGCGCGGGGAGCCAGCGGAUGUCACAGAACCUCCGGUAGCAGGGCCAGCCUUUGAUUUUCGUGGGGUUUAUUUCUGCUCUUGCUGGGAGCGGGAAAGACCAAAGGUACCAAUUGGCAGAAAGGCUGCGCAGCCUGUCGCCUCAGCCAGUUGCGCACAGGAGCGCGCACUCCGCUUGGCUCUCGGUGCCAACAGUCGCCCUGCGGGACCAGGAGGACUGCACUGAGAACAGCGCUCCAGUUCCAGCAAGGAGGUGGGCUGCCACCCAUCCGGUUGAGGGCGCCCAGGCUCGGAGAACAAGCUGUGAUUUUUCAGCCAGACCCGAGAGGCACAGAGGGGACGCAGUUGAGUCCUCACUGUCCCUCCCGUGCUGCAGAAACUCUGCCGGCCAGCGGGAACCCCGAGGGAGGUUCGCCCUGCAGAGGACCUGGGAGAAGGCAGUCUCAGCUCCAGCGCGGCAGGGAGGUGUGGGAAGCUCUGCGACUCUCUCCGCUCUCCAAGGUGUGUACCAAAGGGCUUUGGGAGCUCGGCUGGAAGAGACUCAGAGCAACAGGUGCGACCCCAAAGCGCUGCUGGAGCGAGGGGACACGGCCGGCAAGGGAUUAGAACCAGCAAGGCGCAGAAGAUUCUCCACCUGCGGGUCGCCUGGACGAGUCCCACCCGCCCAGCUCGCGGACUGCUAGCAACCCGAGUCGCCCAGACUGGUACCUCCGGUGUUCUGGAGCCUGCCGCCCACGCAUGGGAAGGCUCAACUCCGUACUUGCAGCACCGCCCCCUCUUUAGCCAGGCCGGGCACAGAGGACAUUUCUACCACGCACGCCCUGGGGCGCUGCCCCCUGCUCUCUUGUCGGGUGCCAGAGAUUUCUAGCUGGAGACAUCCACUCUCGCUGCUCUGUGCUGGAUCACUCAGUGAUCCUCGGCUACCCCUCCAGCCAGCUUUCUUUGCCUGGCGCUCCUUCCCAGCACGAUCCGUUGCGUAGACACCCAAGGGGUGUCCCAGUAAGUGAUGGAGCUGGCUGCAUUGAACCUCAGCGAGGGGAACGGGAGCGAUCCAGAGCCUCCCACCGCGGAGUCCAGGCUGCUGUUAGGUAUCGGCGUGGAGAACUUCAUCACGCUGGUGGUGUUUGGCCUGAUUUUCGCGAUGGGCGUGCUGGGCAACAGCCUGGUGAUCACUGUGCUGGCGCGCAGCAAACCGGGUAAGCCGCGCAGCACCACCAACCUGUUCAUCCUCAACCUGAGCAUCGCAGACCUGGCCUACCUGCUCUUUUGCAUCCCCUUCCAGGCCACCGUGUACGCACUGCCCACCUGGGUGCUGGGCGCCUUCAUCUGCAAGUUUAUACACUACUUCUUCACUGUGUCCAUGCUCGUGAGCAUCUUCACCUUGGCCGCGAUGUCUGUGGACCGCUACGUGGCCAUUGUGCACUCGCGGCGCUCCUCCUCCCUCAGGGUGUCCCGCAAUGCGCUGCUGGGCGUGGGCUUCAUCUGGGCGCUGUCCAUUGCCAUGGCCUCGCCAGUGGCCUACCACCAGCGCCUCUUCCAUCGGGAAAACAACCAGACCUUCUGCUGGGAGCACUGGCCCAACCAGCUCCACAAGAAGGCUUACGUGGUGUGCACUUUCAUCUUUGGCUACCUGCUGCCCUUACUGCUCAUCUGCUUUUGCUAUGCUAAGGUCCUUAAUCAUCUGCAUAAGAAGUUGAAGAACAUGUCAAAAAAGUCAGAAGCAUCUAAGAAAAAGACCGCACAGACAGUCCUGGUGGUGGUUGUGGUUUUUGGCAUAUCCUGGUUGCCCCAUCACGUCGUCCACCUCUGGGCUGAGUUCGGAGCGUUCCCGCUGACCCAAGCUUCCUUCUUCUUCAGGAUCACUGCCCACUGCCUGGCAUACAGCAACUCCUCUGUGAACCCCAUCAUAUACGCCUUUCUCUCGGAAAACUUCCGGAAGGCAUACAAGCAAGUGUUCAAGUGCCACAUUCGCAAGGAAUCACUCCCCAGUGAUACCAAAGAAAACAGGAGCCGAGUAGACACCCCGCCAUCCACCAAUUGCACCCACGUGUGAAGGUUCACUGGGGCCUGCUGUCCCCCAGCUCCCAUGUGGGUUAGAGAGAAGAGGAUACAGUGAACUAUCAUGAAACAUGGCAGCUUGUUCUCCUGACAGCAAUUCAUAUCAUUCUAACUACAUUCCACGGCUGUUAAAGUACUUUGUUUAGGAACUCCUGGGUCCACCGAAGAUUAUUUUCCAAUUUUGCUUCAUUUUAUAAUUGUAUUUCUCAAACAAAAGAAAAUUCUGUACAGUUUGUGUCUUUCAAGGAGUGAGAGUCCAAUAGCAUUCUACAAAUAUGUUCAGCUCUCCAUGGAAUAAGGCCAGUUCUGUAAAACAGUGAAGAAAAAUCUACAUUUUGAAGGCAGUUAAUUUAGGGGAAAAGUUCUUUUUUUUCCCUUUAUUUUUGAGAGGAGAGCCAAUAUUCUAGGCUGUGUUUUGAAAUACACUUGUGGUGCAGAAUAGUGGAUUUUGUUCCAUUGCACCUUCAUGGACAGGCACCUCUUCUAAGUGGGGUGGAGGGGGGGUGGCUUUUCAAGUCUGUUCUUAUGGGUAGCCAGAGGUCUGUCUGGGAACAUGAGACCCAUCAAGUUCAUCUCAGGAGAUCAGCAGUGCCUCUACUUUGAAACAGUCCUGUGAACUGACAAGUUUAGGGUGAAUUCAGCAAUGCCGUGGGACUCUGCUGAGGACCACCGAUCUGGAAGAGGCACCAGACGGUGAGUCCUGACAAAGGAAACUCUGUGUUGUGAGUGAAAACAAAGAAUCAUUUGGGAGAAUAUGUACGCCUAGAGAAAUGCUGUCUUGCACAGACAUACUUUUUUCAUUAAACUUGUCCCAACAAAUAUUUAAUGCUCAUUUUCCCCAAACAUUAUUCCCUGGAGUAAUGUUAAUUUAGAGUCAGAAUCCUUACCACUUGUCUUACAAGUGUAUUUUUUCAUGACAAUUUCAUAUUUAUUUAUACUUGCCAUAGGAAAAUGCUGUGAAAAUAUUACAUUGUCAUAUCUCAGAAAAAUAAUGAUUAGAUUUAAGACUCUGAUAUAUUUUAGGAGGUAGGAAACAAAAGCAAGACACUUUUUUUUAAGCCAGAAAGGACAUUGUAUGUGUGCCAGAUCAGAGCUUCCUAUGAAGCGUGUAAUUUAGGUUAAAAAACAAACGUAAUGUAAGCUUUUGGUUUGUUAACUUUUCCAGCUCAUCUAUUUAUUUUCAUGACUUUCUGCCUUUAAACGAUGUUUACAUUUGCAAAGGCCUAAGUCAUUCUCUGGACGGAAAAAGGAAAACUGUUAAAAUCAUGGGAAAUGAUGACUUUUCAAUGGUUGCCAGGGAAGGGUGUGCAUACUGCAGUAGGUGGGUAUUUUAAAGAGAAUUGUAAGCCCUUUUCAUGGAUUUUUUUUUUUGUUGUUUGUUUGGAGUAGAAGUAUUUUUUGUCUUGAGAAAGAUACCUCAUGUGAUUUGUGGAACCCAAAGCUGCCGUUGUAGAUAUUGGCAUACCUUCUUCAUUCACACUGUCCACAGAGGGGCGUGGUCAAACCUGUGUGUGAGAUUUUCUGUGCUGUGAUGAUUCCCUUGUUCUCUCAUGGUCAGAGGCAUCUUAGAUGCACGUGUUUAACAAUAUCAUGGCUAAGGCAGAGCUUGUCCAGAAGGCAUGUUGGUAUGAGUGUUGGUGGCAUGUAUUCGCACACCUGUGGCUGUGUCCUUCCCAGAUAGCACAUCUAAAGGUUAGAGCUACUGCAAGAAAGCGAUAACUUGUACCCCGAACCUCAAAUUUGCUAAAUAUUGGUUCAAACUGCUCCUGCAACUGGAAGAUGCUUCCUGGGAACUGUCGUUCUAAUAAUUUUCUCUUAGCCUGGAGCUUGUGUGUAUUUCUAAAAUAGCUUAGGAUUCUGAUUGUAGCCUAUUUCCUGCAAAGACUCCUACUAAAUGGAGUGUUUGGGGAAAUGUCCCUAAGACCUGGGCCAGAUAAGUCACCCAGAUGAGGACAGGGAGAGUCCAUUAAUGUGCCAAACUUCUAUUGUGGCUCUUCCUGGUAAGUGAUUAUCAAGGUCAGUUUGGAGGUACCUUCUAUCCCAUACUGGAUGCUGGUGACCUUCCCUCCAUCCCACACUGGAUGCUGGUGACCUCCCUUCCAUACCACACAGGAUACUGGUGACCCCCUUCCAUCCCACACUGGAUGCUGGUGACCUUCCCUCCAUCCCACACUGGAUGCUGGUGACCUCCCUUCCAUCCUACACUGGAUGCUGGUGACCCCCUUCCAUACCACACUGGAUGCUGGUGACCUUUCCUCCACCCCACACUGGAUACUGGUGACUUUCCUUCCAUCCCCCACUGGAUGCUGAUGACCUCCCUUCCAUCCUACACUGGAUGCUGGUGACCUCCCUUCCAUCCCACACUGGAUGCUGGUGACUUUCCUUCCAUCCCCCACUGGAUGCUGAUGACCUCCCUUCCAUCCUACACUGGAUGCUGGUGACCUCCCUUCCAUACCACACUGGAUGCUGGUGACCUCCCUUCCAUACCACACUGGAUGCUGGUAACCUCCCUUCCAUCCUACAAUAGAUGAUGGCAACCUCCCUGAUACAGCAAGCAUAUUUCCUGCAGCCAGGAGGAAGAGGAAAUGUGUGGGUCUUUGAAGUCAGGUGGCUGCAAAGCUCUGCUUUUUAGGCUGUUUCACAGAAAAUUGAUGUUUUCUCUACAAGCUUUUCGGCUUCAGUGCUCUGAAGUAGCUGUUAUUUUGUGGGACCUUUCCUGGAGAAAUGGACUUGGGAAUAUUUAAAUAGCGGGAAGGCUCUCUCUCUCUCUCUCUCUCUCUCUCUCUCUCUCUCUCUCUCUCUCUCUCUCUCUCUCUCUCUCUCUCCACACACACACACACACACACACACACACACACACACACACACACCCCAAUUCCAGCUUCCCACAGAGUUCAGUCAGCAACAUUCCCAAGAGGUACUGUAAUAGACUUGUUCCAUGCUAUUCUGAUCACAUAUGUAUUCAGCAGUGGAAGAGACUAAGGCUCCUUUUUGAAUAUUUUAGGCAAGUUAUUGUUGCUUUUGACUAAAGUGUGUUCUAUUUACACAUUGAGGAUAGAAUAGUUUCCGGUCCCCCUUUGUCCGUCUUUUGUACUUUUAUCCUCUUGUCUCAACUUCCUACCUCUCCAGAAAUCCUUACUUGAUGGUUUUCACAGUUAUCCCACCUCCCCUGGAUGUGAGAGGUCAGAAGAGAAAGCUGGCUGCUAGGUUCAUGAGUCAUGCAGGGCCUGGAGCUGCUUAUGGUUCAGCUUCAAAUCGGGAUGGGGUGAGGUCGUCCGUCCCCCCCCCCUGCCCCCCCUGCCCUCAGGUGCACAGAGGUUCAGCUGUGAUAGUUCCUUUCUGCUGACUAAAACUCCAGGUCAGGAUGCUUCAGACAGGAGAGGACCACCAGCCUAAGUACCUACUUUCUUCCAUACUGGGCUACAGAGCCCUUGAGCACCAUCAUGGUUUUGAUAAGACCUCAUUGUGUAGUAAGAACAACGGGUGCGUGGCUGCAUCAUGCUCUUGGCUUUGAGGGUUUGUUACAUACAUGUGCACUUAUCAUGAAGUGUGGGAACUAGAGAAAUUCAUGAAUGGGAUAUUUCCUGGGGAAACUCAGCUGUCCAGCGUGUACGUGCCAGUUCUCAUCUGUGCUGGUUGCAAAUGUUUCUCAUGUUUUUAAUCUGUAAGUGGCUGUGUAGGGAAGUGAGUCAGAUCCUUGGCCAUUAAAGAGUUGCAUGCUGGGUUUCUUCUAGAUGACGUGUUGAUAAUCUGUCUAGUUAAUGCCUUGUUUCUUAUAUGACCAUGCACAGCAGGUGGCCAAUGAGCCUCAUCAUUGCUGAUUGGCUUGCAAAUGGUAAUUGUACAUAGCUUAAAUUGACACCAUAUUUGAAUAUUUUGAAUAUUUUCCCUCUUAAGUGGAAAAGUUGAGGAUAAAGAACUGUUUAGAAGGCUUCACAUGUUGUGGAUAUAGGCUCCUUCUGUGUGAGGCUAGCAUGUGUCAAGUCACACAGUCGUCAAGGUGUUCUGUUGUUUUCUUGUGCACACGUAGUGCCUCUGAUACUGCCUGGUGGCUUUUCUUCUCAGUGUGACAGCUCAGAGGCUGGUCUGCGGGUCUGAGGUAAUCCUGUCUAUGCGCUGAUGACAAACAUUAGCAGGCCUGGACAUUUACUCCUUGGUGAUCUUGGUGGCUGGCUGUGUCCUGUCAAUCCUCUUGCUGGCCCCAUGAGCAUCCUGGGCUCUUAAGUGCUCUUCUGGGUGCAGUGACCAUAGUAUGGCCACAUGAAUGAGUGAGGAGAGGGGAAGGGAAUGAGCUUUCCACCUCUACAUGCCCUGUAGAAAUGACUCCCUCUAGAUUUUCUGAACUUGCACAGCGCUGGCUGGGGCUGGCAGCCGCACCAGAGUCUAUUGCUCAGGCUUAUGACAUCACCUUGGAUCUUUCUGAUGGAGAACAGACUUCUGGACAUCGUAGGCUAUACUAUGUAGCUUCAGAUUCUCAGAAAUUAGAGAUGUCAAAGUAUUGAAAAGACUUUGAGUCUGGGCUCCACCAUGCUAGGCUUCUAGCAAUUUGGAGUGUGGGAGUCAGUGUGAUAACCCCUGGUUGACUGAGCUUUGAGUGCUCUAGGUCUUUUUGAGGUGCUGUCUACCACAGUACUGCAUUUCAAAAGCUUAGACGCCGACUAUUAAGGCUGGCUUAUUUAUGUGGCAUCCGAUGUCCGUGGCUCUGCAAAGCUUUUUCUCCCUUAGCUUGUUUUGGGUAUUGAAGCUGCCUCAGCCGUGUGGUGACAGAUGAGGAAAGACUCUUGACUCAGGUUGUGGGUAACUCUUCCCUUUAGUAGAGUCUCAGGAUGGGCCAGCCUUUCCAGGCACAGUUGACCCUGUGGUCACCUGUCCUUGUGUCCUCAGAAGGAAGAGAUCUGCUAGUCAGUGUCGGUCCUGGACCUUCAGGGGGACUCAAGGAAUCGGGCUCCUGGAAUUGCUCAGGAUCUGUGGACUACAAGUGCACAAACCCUCGCUGAACUGUUUGGGAAACCCCAGGUGGGUCCCAGGGCUUGCUUCUGGGGGUUUCUGCACUUCUGGGGAGUUCUCCAGGGAAGGACAGUGAGGAUGAGAUUGUCGGCCAAGCAGCUACCCCUUCCUCUUUCUAUAGGUGACUUCUGGUUCAGCUGACCACAGACAGCUGUGAACUACUUCCUCGAAAAGCGAACAGUGAACACAGAGUAUGCACUGCUGCUGGCCUAUGUGAAUUUUUCUCAUCCUUCCUCACUCGCUGCCUCUCAAACGCCCCUUUUAUCGCCCUCUCCUGCUCUUUCCUUAGCUUCAGCCAUAGUGGCACACUUGGGGGAGAUUCUGUCGGUGAGGAGGGAUAGCCAGAGCUUGGUCAUGCUUCCUCUCAUUGUUUGCUUUGGACUUAGGAUUCCUCUUGGCUCUCCCAACAAUAAUGACUCUUUAAACAGCUAGGUGUGAGAGGUACAGGCUUCAGCGGCACACUGUUUCCAUGACGGAUCAAAGGCGGCUAAUCAGUUCUUUCCCACAGUCAGACCGCGCAAGAGCAGGCCAGACGUGACGGACAUGACACCCCUCUGGUGGCAAUCUAGGCCUCAAGAGUGCCGCACCUCUGAGAACUUACUUCUGGUGUGUUGAGUGUGUGUUGUUACUUCUGAAAGGCCCCGACUCAGUGGCGAAGGUGUGCAAGCAGAAGGAGAGCUAUCUCAGCUCCGGAGCUGGCCUCCUAGAUCAGUAUCAUUAGGGUCUCUUGGGUAAGUUCCACCACACUGUGCUCUGGAGACCCCUGAACUCCCUGCCCUUCACCGGAUCCUCCUCUAUGAGAACACCCUAGCUGGUGACUGAGUUUCCACAGCCAUGGUCAUAUCCUUCCUGGCAUGCCGCAAGACAAGAUGAGCUGUAGGUGCCUCAGACCCAGGGGACAGCUGGCGACCUUGAGGAACCAGGUCGAUCUUGUUACGCAACUUGCCACCUCGGGUGUUACUGAUGAAGGAAGGAUGCCAAUUACAAACAGCCGAGGUUCAAGAAGGUAGAGCUGGGAGGGGCUUCACCUAACUAGACCGGAAGGAAUCACCUUGAACAAAAGGUGAUUGGACAGCACUGUGAAAGCCACCCAGCGCUGACUAUGAGAGAGUCUGUGUGACUGAAAAAGCAAGCAGGGUUUUUUUUUAAAUCUUUUUUUUUGCUCCCAAAGGAUGCAAUGGUUAUAUGGAUGUAGCCAAGAAACCAGCUUCCACGAGCAAACUCAAGGGCAGGCAGCAGCAUACAAGCUUCUCGGGUGUCUGUGCUCUGGGUCUCUCAGCUUCUCAGCCAGCAAGGAACCAGUUCUUUACGUGUGUGAGGGGAGUAAACAGUCCAAGUUUCAGGUAUUUUUUACACAGAGCUAGCGUGGAUAAAAGAUUAAAGGCAACAGCUGCGGAAAUGAAGCCUAAUUAUAACACAGACGUAUUCAGAAGCUAUACAUGGGGGUUUGCAAGUGCUAUUUUCCAUGUUUUAACUUUCUGGUGACUAACUUUCUGAAGUCCUCACAUCAUGGGGAGACUGGGAAGCUGACAGAGAGAGCAGGCAUCCAGUUCUGUGUCUGUUGCUUAACAUCGCUGCAUUUCUCAAGCUCUGUCUGCCUGAGCCCCAGGGCCAUGAGCACUGCAGGGAGGAGCAUGGCUGGGAGGACUCUCUUAGGGUCUAAACUCUUUUGGCAAGUUAUUCUUGGGGAUACCGAGUUAGAGAUCCUCAUCUGUAGUGGAAGGUUCUGGAAAAGAGUCUCAAACUUGGAAUGAUGUGGGAAGUUCAGAGAGCCCUGCUCUUCCUUCUCUGGGAGCAGAGGGCCUGAGGUUUAAUGGAGGAGCCGAGGGACUCAGGGUGUGGGCACCCCUCCAGCCUUAGCCUGUGGGUUGAUGGUAGCCAGGAUGAGUGCAUCUACAGCAUUGGCUGCGGUGUCCAUGCUGGUGAUCCCAAGUCACAGGUCAAGAGCCGCCACCCGGCUUCUAGAUCAGAGGGUAAAGAACCCGGGCACUGGGGUGUCUAAUAUAAGGCUUCCAUGUGUCCAGGGUUUAGAAAACUACUCACAGUGAUUGAUGGGCCUGGAAGGCCCAACUUAAUGGCUCUAGGGGAAAAUAAAGUUGACAUGGAAUUUAAAUCGCUUCAAAUUUCUACUGUUCAACUACUGGUAUUGAGGUAAUCCCAGAAACACAGGUUUCCAGAGCCUUGGGGACUGUAGAGAUUUUGACAGUUCUUCUCAAAAGAAGGAUUUCAUGGCAAGGGCAUGUCAAUUCCCUCCCCCUCCCCCCCCUAUCCUAACACAAAAGUCUAAAACAAUAUUCACAAUUGUUACAUAAGAAGUUUUGAAGUCAGUGUUUCAACUCACUGUUAAUUAAAUAUGUGCAUGUCUUUGCUUAUAUUAUUAUCUCCAAGAGAUAAACAUAACAUUGCCUGUGGUUCUCUGUAGUUAAAGCUUUUGGUUAAAUGGGGAAAGUAAAGAAAAAAAAUCUAUGUAUGCUAUAAUUUGACUUUUACUAAUGAUAUUGCUUAAAUGCUGCUAUUAAACACUGGUGUGAGUUGCCUGGUGCCUGAUGCUGUUGUCCUUGUUCCUUAAGGAGCUGUCAAUCAAACGUAUCUCAUAAUGACAACUCUAGCAUGAAUGCCAUUAAACUUACAAAGCAAAACCACCAAAAAUUCAGAGUCUGUGUCCCUGCACUUAAGCCAAAAAAGCCCUUCUGAGGUCUCCCCACCCUCGUGUUCUGCAUGGAAUCUACACUUUGUGAUUUGAACUGAUUUUCUUAAGUGAAAAUAAAAUUUGUUCUUUGAAA